CUUUUUCUAAUAAGAAUAAAAAAUGACGACCGAACCUAAAGACUAUUACGACAAUGGUGCUAUUCCGAUAUUUGAACCAACUUGGGACGAAUUUAAAGAUUUUAAAGCAUUUAUGACAAGCAUUGAAGAGUAUGGCAGGAAAGCGGGUAUUGUAAAGAUCAUCCCGCCCAAAGAAUGGAAAAAGCAAUUACCCGAUGUUCAAGAGAAUUUGAGCCAUAUACGAGUCUCUAAACCCAUUACACAGCAUAUUUUAGGAGGAAGAGGUGUUUUCACUCAAACAAAUAUUGAGGAUAGAAAAGAAUAUUCAAUACAAGAUUGGCAUCAACUUUGUCAGCAAUCAGACCAUCGCCCACCUAAUGUUCAUCGUAAAUCUUGUACUGACAACAGUCCUAGCUUAGAGAAACAAGAAGACACAUCUGCAUCACUUUUACUUGAAUCAGAUCAAAGUCAUUUAAGUAUAGAUCAAUACAAGGAAAUCGAAAGACAUUAUUGGCGAAACAUCACUUUCAAUCAACCCAAGUAUGGUGCUGAUAUGCUUGGAACUUUAUUUGAUGAUUCGGUUCAACAUUGGAAUCCAAACACACUUGAUAAUUCACUAAAUAAGUUAAAUGUGUCACUUCCCGGUGUCAAUCAACCUUAUCUUUAUUUUGGUAUGUGGAAAGCAACUUUUGCUUGGCAUGUCGAGGACAUGGAUCUCUAUUCUAUCAACUAUAUACACUUUGGUGCUCCCAAGCAAUGGUAUGCGAUUGAACCAUGUCAUCAAAGAAAAUUCGAGAAUUUCAUGCAAACCACGUUUUUUACCCAGUACAAAUCAUGCCAUGAAUUCCUGCGGCACAAAACAUUCAUUGUGUCACCCAAAGUCUUACAAGACAAUAACAUUCCAGUUCAACGUUGUGUGCAACAACCAGGCGAAUUCAUGAUUACUUUUCCAUUCGGUUAUCAUUCUGGAUAUAACCUCGAUUUCAAUUGUGCUGAAAGUGUGAAUUUUGCCUUGGAUUCAUGGAUAGAGAUAGGAAGAAAAGCAAAAUCAUGUCAUUGUAUCAGUGAUAGUGUUACUAUUGAUGUCAAUAGUUUAUUUCAAGAACAGCAUCCCAAAAAGAAACGCAAGACAGAAGAUAAACCUACUCAGUGUAUAUUGUGUUCGAUACCUUAUCAUUCUGCCUUAUUGAAAUCCAAUUGCGGCAAAUAUGAUGGUAUUCAUCAAUUAUGUGCUGAAGGUGUAGAUGAGACAUACAUCGUAAAGAACCUUGUUUAUGGAAUCAAUCAUAUCCCAUCUUCACGUUGGAAGCUAGUAUGUAUCUAUUGUAAAGAAAAAACAGGUGCCUGUAUGCAAUGUUGCCAUGGCAAAUGCUGGAAAUCAUUUCAUGUCACUUGUGCCGCAAAGAACAAUGCCACCAUAAACAAAGUCACUGAAUUUGAUCCAAAACAACCUUAUUCACAAUACAGUGCUUAUUGUCCUCAACAUGAUCCUAAACGUCUUGUCGAGAAAAAGGCACUUCAAGAGAAAUACAUUAAGGAAAUGUCAAAAAAGUUUCAAAUGAACCUUGACAUCUACACGAAAUGGAGAGGAGGAGGCUUUUAUCAAGGCAAAAUCAAAGAAUGUAUUCCAAGCCAAAAAAUGUGUCGUGUUAUACUACAAGAUGGUAUUAUUCGUAAAGUACCUUGGAGGGAUAUCUCUCUAGAACCACCUUCAUCUUAUCCCUUGUAAAUUAUACAUGUAUAUAUUUAACGAACAACAACAACAAAAGUAAUAUAGUAGUAAUUUUAUAUUUAUAUCUUUAUACAUCUUCAUCUGAAUCUUCAAUAAUGCGUUUACUUCGGUAUUGUUUUUUAUCUUUCUUUUUGAGCAGCUUUUCAUAUUCUUCUUCAUCUUCUUCUUCUUC
Molecule: messenger RNA, 1883 nt
Organism: Gilbertella persicaria
Lineage: Eukaryota; Fungi; Mucoromycota; Mucoromycetes; Mucorales; Choanephoraceae
Product: JmjC domain, hydroxylase-domain-containing protein
Exons: 11
Coding region: 23-1708 (561 amino acids)
Biological process (GO): chromatin remodeling
Cellular component (GO): nucleus
Molecular function (GO): histone H3K36 demethylase activity; histone H3K9 demethylase activity
Source: RefSeq, a predicted model, not a curated record